AUGCUCGCCGGAGCCGAAACGCCAAGCCUGCGACGGCGCAGGCUGAGCGACAACAGCCGGCGGGAUGGAGUGGGGAUGGAGGAGUCGAGCCGCAAGAGAAAGCGGCGGAUCCUGUCCUGUGACACGUGCCGAAGGCAGAAGUGUCGGUGUGAGCUCGACGAGGAGUCUGAGGCGUGCGCGAGGUGUCGUUCGUUAAGGUUCCGAAGCCUAGAAGCGUCCAUAGUCGACCUCAAGGCAACGGUGCAGGCGCUAGCAUCGGGAAGCCGGCCAGAAGUGAGAAGGACGUUGGCAGCAGGGCGCCAAGAGAGGCUCCAUCAACCGCAGCAGCAGCAGCAGUCGCCGGCCGAAAAGAGCGUUGUUGACGAUCAUGGCUCUGACAAGGCCAGAGGCACGGAGGACGUCGAACCAGGGGACCGACAUGUCUAUUUGUCCCCAGCCGAGGUUGUUCGGAAAGUUGGAAGCCAGCUGAGUGGAGGCUAUCGCAGAACAUUCGAUGUCCAAGCCGACGUCGUCUCGUCAGGCAUUUUGGACGACAAGACGGCUCGUGAUUUGGUUGCAGAAUUCGUCAGUCGAAGGCAGAAUACGCUCCUGAUCAACAGCGAAGCCGACCUCGCCCCAAAGAACAGGGACCUCCGGCAUGCCUCGCCCUUUUUGCACGAUGCCUGCUGUCUACACGCGAUGCGCUUUUCCAAGCACAGCUCGUCGGUGCUGCACCGUCGCGUGUUUGAGCACGUGCGCUUGCAGAUGGGCCAGCUGAUGAUUGCGAGCCCGUUGCCUUUGGAAGAGUUGACGGGCAUCAUGAUUAUGGCUUUAUGGGCUUCGGCACCAUCGGGGCCGGAAUAUAUCGACAGCUGGCUGGUGAGCGGCCAUUGUGCGCAACAGGCCAUGUUGAGCAUCAACUUCUCGGAAGUCCUGUCGCGGACGAAAUCGAGAACAUCGACAGAUGAGGACCAAAGGGUCAUGCGACUUUGGGCCAACACGUGUUUGGUAAAUCUCCAUUGGGCCGCGACCACUAGUCGUCCGGCGACCGUACCGGCUGCAUACCUCCAGCAGUGCAAGCUCCUCCUCAACUUUGAAAAGCCGACAAUGCUCGACGCGAUGGUCUACGCCGAGAUUAUGCUUUACAUGAUCCUCCAGGACAAGUUCGCGCAACGAUCUUACUUAAGAUGCGAUGGCGCAUGUGAAGAACUUUCGGCAUGGAAGGCGAGAUGGAAUUACCUAUUCGAUCUUCCAGCCGCAUCAACAUUGAGGAUAAGUUACUCAAUAGCGUGGCUCAUUCUCGCCAGGCGUUCACUCGAACACGACCAAGCCACCUCGGACCAAGACUCCUUGUCCAGCUCACCGAGACUUGCUCCGACAGACGUACGAGCGGGAAGAACACACAGAAACGCGGAUUCGCAGAGCCAGAGCCUUUCCGACAUGACGCAGUCGCGCGUGCGAGCCUUUGCGACAGACGUCGUCAAGGCCUUUGUCGACAUGCCAGGUUCCCGCGCCGAGGAGCUGCCCGAGUUUCAUCGCCUGUGUGUCGCCUACGCGAUGCUCAUCAUAUCCAAAUACGAGCAAAGGUUGCCGUUGCUUGGAAGUGAGGGCGCGGGUGUGGGGGAGGGCGACGAUGUCGUACUGGAGCUCCUGCGCGCGGCGCAGAGGCACAACGGCGUCCGGGGGAACAGCGCGCCGUCUGCGAUUCAAUUCGGACUGGAAAGGGCUUUGAAAAAGGUUGCGGAAAGAACGGAAGCCCGCGCCGGUAGCACUUCCGGUACUGUUGCCGGAGGCGACGGCCACGGGUUGCCGGAUGUGGGAAUGUCAUUCAUGAGAAGUGGGAACGUUCGGGGUCUGCCGGCCGCGGCAACAACAGCGACUUGGACACACCAUCAUCAGGACAAUGUGCCAGGCCAACAACAUGACCAUAACCCGUCCUCUUUCACGGGGGCGACACUAGUCCCGGAGUUUGACGAGUCGCUCUCCUUGGAGACAAUGGAUAUCUUCUUCAGCGGCGGCCACCUUGGGCUCGGCGACCACUCAUACUUUUGA
Colletotrichum phormii is the source of this 2031-nucleotide messenger RNA. RefSeq lists its product as uncharacterized. Gene Ontology annotation, molecular function: DNA-binding transcription factor activity, RNA polymerase II-specific; zinc ion binding; transcription cis-regulatory region binding. Gene Ontology annotation, cellular component: nucleus. Gene Ontology annotation, biological process: regulation of DNA-templated transcription. The record is from RefSeq and is a predicted model, not a curated record. NCBI's taxonomy places the organism in Eukaryota, Fungi, Ascomycota, Sordariomycetes, Glomerellales, Glomerellaceae. The coding region runs from base 1 to 2031 and encodes 676 amino acids. The transcript is spliced from 6 exons.